Hypomesus transpacificus is the source of this 393-nucleotide messenger RNA. RefSeq names its product protein SOSEKI-like. The record is from RefSeq and is a predicted model, not a curated record. Gene Ontology annotation, molecular function: DNA binding. Gene Ontology annotation, biological process: regulation of DNA-templated transcription. Gene Ontology annotation, cellular component: nucleus; chromatin. NCBI's taxonomy places the organism in Eukaryota, Metazoa, Chordata, Actinopteri, Osmeriformes, Osmeridae.
AUGAAGGGACCCAGGAAGAGGCCCAGGAAACCCAGGAAACCCAGGAAGAGACCCAAGAAGAGGCCCAGGAAGAGGCCCAGGAAGAGGCCCAGGAAGAGGCCCAGGAAGAGGCCCAGGAAGAGACCCAGGAAGAGGCCCAGGAAGAGGCCCAGGAAGAGGCCCAGGAAGAGGGCCAGGAAGAGACCCAGGAAGAGGCCCAGGAAGAGGCCCAGGAAGAGGCCCAGGAAGAGGGCCAGGAAGAGGCCCAGGAAGAGGGCCAGGAAGAGGCCCAGGAAGAGGCCCAGGAAGAGGGCCAGGAAGAGGGCCAGGAAGAGGCCCAGGAAGGCCCAGGAAGAGGGCCAGGAAGAGGCCCAGGAAGAGGCCCAGGAAGAGGCCCAGGAAGCAUGUUGGUAG